Messenger RNA from Baudoinia panamericana UAMH 10762, 1962 nucleotides. RefSeq lists its product as uncharacterized. The record is from RefSeq and is a predicted model, not a curated record. Lineage: Eukaryota; Fungi; Ascomycota; Dothideomycetes; Mycosphaerellales; Teratosphaeriaceae. Gene Ontology annotation, molecular function: magnesium ion transmembrane transporter activity. The coding region runs from base 1 to 1962 and encodes 653 amino acids. Gene Ontology annotation, biological process: magnesium ion transmembrane transport; intracellular magnesium ion homeostasis. The transcript is spliced from 2 exons. Gene Ontology annotation, cellular component: plasma membrane.
AUGUCGGACGAGCACGAAGACACCGGGCGUACGCGCUACAGCACGCCUGAGCCAAAUCUGGACGACCACCGCAACCAGCCGGAGAGCCUGCCACUAGCUCAUGAAGGCCAUCCUGGUACCAGACGCGGCACACUCGCAAGUCUCGCUAGUGUCGAGCGACCCAGGCUAGAGGCGCCGCAGCUUGAGGCCCACGGCUCCAUUACGCGAGAUUUUGAGAAUGCUAUUCUCGACGACGAUGAGAGAAGCAUUCGCAGUAACCGUUCAACCGGCUCUAAGCGCUCUGGCACUCCAGUCGUGGCACGGCGUAGCACUUUCCGUCGUGCCAUCCACAACCGGCAGCGCGAAGCCGGACAUGUCUCUAGAGACUCCUCGCGUACCAGGUCCACGUCACCUCCAAACUCUGUGGAUGCAUUCGCACCGCCGAAGAGGGGCCGCGCAGGCACCGCAAACAGCAAGGGAGCAUCUGUAGAGAACCUCAGUCUGCACCGCACCAUUUCCAAUGCUACCCACGAGCGCCGCCGACUCACUGGCGCUGACGAAGGCACCGCAGGUCACAGGACGAGCGUGGCUUCCAUCCGCAGCUCUGUGCAGGAAGACAUAUGCUUCCCACCAGAGGAGCCUCCGAACACGUACACGAUCGACUUCGAAGACCUCGAAGAAUUUGUGGCGCAGACGCACACCAAGACACCACUCGCGCAUCCGUUCAUGCCACAUUUUGGUCAGCGCGACGAGACACAAGCCAAGCGUGUCUUCCACGAUCUGCGACACGGUGAAGCUGCUGGUAACGUCCCACUCGAGGGCAUGGAGAAUUACGCUUCCGGGAUGAGUGGCAAGACGGUCACGGACGAGAAGGCAGCCGAGGCAGACUCCUCCGAAGAAGAUCUCAAGCGGGUCAUAAGCAACACCGAGAUGCAGAAUCGCUUUACCUUCUUCUCGUCUGAGAUCGACGAGACCGUUCACGCCCCGGAGCUCGGCGGGCUGCUCAUGCCAGGCGAGACCUUCCGCGAUCUUUUUGAACUCGGUCCAGAAGGCGGUGUCUGGUGGCUCGACAUGCUCAACCCGUCGGAAGAAGAAGUAUUUGCUAUCUGCGGUGCUUUCCGCGUGCAUCCUUUGACUCGCGAGGAUAUCACCACGCAAGAGACGCGCGAAAAAGUCGAGCUCUUCCGCAGCUACUACUUCAUGUGCUUCCGUAGCUUCUACGCCGUCGACAAGACCAGCGAGGACUACCUCGAGCCGAUCAACAUUUACGCCGUCGUCUUCCGCGAGGGUCUCCUCACUUUCAGUUUCUGCCAGAACCCGCAUGCAGCGCACGUUCGCAAGCGUAUCGGCAAGCUGCGCGACUAUGUGAACCUUUCUGCGGACUGGAUCUGUUACGCCCUGAUCGAUGAGAUCGUCGACGCCUUCGCCCCCGUGCUCCGCGAAUUGGAGACGGAGACCGACACUAUCGAAGACAGCGUCUUCACCGCCCGCUUCGAAGACUCCCGCGCUAUCCUCAAGCAGAUCGGCGAGUGCCGCAAGACCGUUAUGUCGCUCCUUCGGCUCUUGGGCGGCAAGGCGGACGUCAUCCGCGGCUUCGCGAAGAAAUGUAACGAAGCGUACCAGUCCGCGCCCCGUGGGGACGUGGGCUUGUACCUGAGCGACGUCCAAGAUCACGUUGUCACCAUGAUGUCGAACCUGUCGCAUUUCGAGAAGAUGCUCGGCCGCAGUCACUCGAACCACUUGUCGCAGAUCAGCUUGAGUCACAUUGAGCAGGGCAGCAGAGCCAACGCCAUGUUGGGCAAGAUUACGGUGUUCGCCACGAUUUUGGUGCCGCUGAAUUUGAUUGCGGGUUUGUUUGGCAUGAACGUACCGGUACCGGGCCGGGAUUCCACGGGGCUGGGGUGGUGGUUUGGCAUUGUGGGAGUGAUUCUGGGUUUCACGUUGAUUUGUGUAGGCACGGCGAAGAAGUUGAGGUGGAUAUGA